AUGUUGCCCAAUAUAAAGGUACAGACAAGAAAACCAACACCCACAAACAGCCAAGAGCGAAAUGGCAGUUUGUAUAGUCGCGGACUUCAUGUAAAAGAGCCCGUGCUUUCUAAUGCAGUCGUCAACUACCAGCGCCCUUACAGUGUAGAAUCCACUCAAAGGAAUAGAGGAUGUGAACUUUGCGUCAGUGGUAUCACUCGUGUUGAAACGUUUCCUCGCUUACCAGUCCUGCUUUCAUUGAAUUUGAGCGCCACUGCAGUGACUGAUAAUGAUUUGAAAGGUCUUACUGCAAGUCGAACUCUGUUAAGAAUUUUUCUCGACGAUUGCAAAUUUUUGACUAGUGUAUCUGCAUUGUCUUCCAUUCCAACACUUGAAGAGGUUCAUCUACGUGGAUGCUUGGGGAUAACGAGUGUCGGUGAUCUCAGCACUCUUCCUCGCCUACGCAUACUAGAUGUUAGUAAAACUUCUGUGACGAACAAUGGCUUGGAGGAUCUUUCUGCAAAUUCCACCCUGGUGAGAAUCUUUCUUGAGGACUGCAGAAACUUGACUUCUGUCGGUUUUCUGAAAGCUAUAGCCUCACUUGAAGAAAUACAUCUUCGUGGAUCUUACCAGGUGAAGAACAUUGGUAGUCUUGGAUUGCUUGCGGAGUUACGCACGCUUGAUGCAAGCAAGACCUCUGUAGCAUAUACUGACUUGAUGGGGCUUGGUGCCAGUCAUAAUCUGGAGAAAGUUCUUCUUGAGGAAUGCAGAAUCCUGGCAGACAUAAAUACACUAACUUUUAUUCAAGCACUAAAGGGUGUCUUUCUUUCUGGAUGUAUUCGAUUGACGAACGUUGGCGGUUUUGGCUCAAUUCCUGUGCUACAUUCGCUUGAUGUAAGUGGAACGUCUGUUACAAGUGAUGGUUUGCAUGGUUUAGCGGAGAGUCGUAGUUUGGUUUAUAUUUCCCUUGCAAAUUGUGUUUGCUUGACAAGUGUAUAUGAAUUGUCUUGUAUUCCAUCACUGGAGGAGAUUCAACUUGGAGGAUCUGUCACGCUGACAAGUGUAGGCUCCCUGGGCUCACUUCCAGGGCUUCGUUUGCUCAAUGUGAGUAAGACUUCUCUGAGAGACGAUGGUUUGCAGGGUUUAUGUAGAAGUCCUAGCCUUGUCAAGAUUAUACUUGAGGAUUGUGUUUGUUUGACAAAUGUAUGUGAGUUGUCUUCCAUUCCAACGCUGGAGGAAAUUCAACUUGGGGGAUGCAUCCGUGUUACUGACGUUGGUGAUUUGGGUUUGCUUCCUGUACUGCGCUCACUUGAUGUUAGCAAAACGGCUGUGACCGAUGCUGGUCUAAAAGGUUUGGGUGAGACGCGCAGCUUGACGAAACUUGUCCUUGAGGAGUGUGGAAAUCUAAAAAGUGUACGCACAGUUUCCACCAUUAAGACAAUGGAAGAAAUUUACCUUCGUGGGUGCAUCCGGAUAACUGCUGUAGGUCUCCUGGGUGGACUUCCCGCGUUGCGACUUCUCGAUGUAAGCAGGACUUCUGUAACAGAUGAUGGUCUGAACGGCCUUGGUGUGAGUCGUAGCUUGAUGUAUAUUAAUCUUGAAGAUUGCAAAAGCCUUACCUCUGUGGCCUCUCUCACCUCCAUUCAGACGAUUACAGAGAUGAACCUUUGUGGUUGUACGAGGGUAACAAAUGUUCUUACAUUUCCAGUCAUAUCCAACAAAGCUCGCUCAAGAUGA
Trypanosoma grayi is the source of this 1716-nucleotide messenger RNA. RefSeq names its product leucine-rich repeat protein 1 (LRRP1). The coding region runs from base 1 to 1716 and encodes 571 amino acids. Lineage: Eukaryota; Euglenozoa; Kinetoplastea; Trypanosomatida; Trypanosomatidae. Gene Ontology annotation, molecular function: protein binding. Gene Ontology annotation, biological process: SCF-dependent proteasomal ubiquitin-dependent protein catabolic process. The transcript has a single exon. Gene Ontology annotation, cellular component: SCF ubiquitin ligase complex. The record is from RefSeq and is a predicted model, not a curated record.